Molecule: messenger RNA, 2073 nt
Organism: Aspergillus puulaauensis
Lineage: Eukaryota; Fungi; Ascomycota; Eurotiomycetes; Eurotiales; Aspergillaceae
Gene: rpdA
Product: histone deacetylase RPD3
Exons: 4
Coding region: 1-2073 (690 amino acids)
Molecular function (GO): histone deacetylase activity
Source: RefSeq, a predicted model, not a curated record
AUGGCUUCGGGAACUUCAGGCCCAGCAGGGCCUCCUCUGGAUCCCGUCAAUCUCAAUGGCGCUAGCGAUCGCAGCAAGAGAGUCGCCUAUUUCUACGACUCCGAUGUGGGAAACUAUGCAUAUGUGUCGGGGCAUCCGAUGAAGCCUCAUCGCAUCCGGAUGACGCACAGUUUAGUGAUGAACUACAGUCUCUAUAAGAAGAUGGAAAUCUAUCGUGCGAAACCCGCCUCGAAAUUCGAAAUGACCCAAUUCCACACCGAUGAGUAUAUCGAUUUCCUUUCCAAAGUGACGCCCGACAACAUGGAGACAUAUGCGAAGGAGCAGAGCAAGUACAAUGUCGGUGAUGAUUGUCCUGUAUUCGAUGGGCUUUUCGAGUUCUGCGGCAUUAGUGCUGGUGGUAGUAUGGAGGGCGCUGCCCGGCUUAACCGCAACAAAUGCGAUAUUGCUGUGAACUGGGCAGGUGGCCUCCACCACGCGAAGAAGAGUGAAGCUAGUGGAUUCUGCUAUGUGAAUGACAUUGUUCUCGGUAUUCUUGAGUUGCUUCGUUUUAAACAACGAGUCCUAUACAUCGAUAUCGAUGUUCAUCACGGUGAUGGUGUUGAAGAAGCGUUCUACACCACAGACCGUGUGAUGACAGUCUCGUUCCACAAGUAUGGGGAGUACUUCCCCGGAACAGGUGAACUGCGAGAUAUUGGCGUUGGGCAGGGUAAACACUACGCUGUCAACUUUCCCCUUCGUGACGGCAUUGAUGAUGUCUCGUACAAGAGCAUCUUUGAACCUGUCAUUAAGAGCGUGAUGGAGUGGUACCGUCCAGAAGCUGUUGUUCUUCAAUGUGGUGGCGACAGUCUUUCGGGUGAUCGCCUUGGGUGCUUCAAUCUCAGCAUGCGUGGCCACGCCAACUGCGUCAAUUAUGUAAAGAGCUUCAAUCUACCAACCUUGAUUCUCGGAGGUGGUGGAUACACUAUGCGCAACGUUGCACGAACCUGGGCUUUUGAGACUGGUAUACUUGUUGGGGACCCUCUGGGAUCCGAUCUUCCUUACAACGACUAUUACGAGUAUUUUGCGCCUGAUUAUGAGUUGGACGUUCGCCCAUCAAAUAUGGACAACGCCAACACGAGAGAAUACCUAGAUAAGAUUCGUACACAAGUUGUCGAGAAUCUCAAACGAACAGCCUUUGCGCCCUCAGUACAAAUGACCGAUGUUCCCCGUGAAUCGCUGGUAGACGGCAUGGAUGAUGAAGCCGAGGCGAUCCUUGACGAUUUGGACGAAGACGAGAAUAAAGACAAGCGAUUCACAAAGCGGCGAUUUGAUCAAUACAUUGAGAAACCUGGUGAGCUCAGCGAUAGCGAAGAUGAGGACGAAAAUGCCGCCAACGGAGUCAGCCGUAAACCAGACCACUUGAAACGACGAAAUCAAAUCAACUAUCGACUCGACCUUGCAGAUUCCGGGGUUGAAAGCGGAAUGGCAACCCCGCAGGAUGCCUCGUCCGUCCCUGAUGAUGAGAUGGACACUGGUGCCGAUGAUAAAAUGACAGAAGCGCCUGAACCUGUGGCUGAGUCUGAAGCACAAGGAACCUCUUCCGCUGCUGAGGCGCCAUCCAGGGCGGACAAUGGAUCUAUUGAAGAGCCUAGUGAAAUGGCAAUCGAUACUAGAGAACCAGCUCUCACUUCUGUCCCUGUUUCUCGUCCAGACUCUCCCAAACCAGACGAAGACACCGCCAUGGAAGACGCAGAAGCCACCGCACUCGAAACAGAGCAGAAGGAUACACCAGCCCCGAGUGAGGCUAAAGACGACAAGCCCGCAGAUGAAACCCCGGCGGUAGAUAAUGCGGCGACCGAGUCCACUCCACAAACGAAAGCCCCCUCUGAGGGCAACGAGGGCGAAGAGCAGAAGGAACCAGAGGCCACGAAGGAAGCGGAACCUACAGAAACAGGCACGACUGAGACCAAAGACAAAACUCCCGAAGCACCUCGGGUAGAAGAAUCUCCUGCGGUAAAACCAGAACAAGAGGCGUCCAGGCCUAAGGAGUCAAGCGCAGAGCCACGACCCGAAGUUGCGCAGAGUGAGGAAUAA